Messenger RNA from Populus nigra (black poplar), 1596 nucleotides. RefSeq lists its product as uncharacterized. Lineage: Eukaryota; Viridiplantae; Streptophyta; Magnoliopsida; Malpighiales; Salicaceae. The transcript has 5 exons. Gene Ontology annotation, biological process: regulation of DNA-templated transcription. Bases 103 to 1275 code for a protein of 390 amino acids. Gene Ontology annotation, cellular component: nucleus. The record is from RefSeq and is a predicted model, not a curated record.
GCCACCCUAAAAAGAAAGUCCCUUCAUUUCUAACAUUAUUGAUUAUGACAGUCUUGAAUCUUAAUUGAUUGAGACGUGAGAGCGAGGGAGGGAAGUAAAAAGAUGGUGUCAACCAGGAGAACGAGAACAAAGCAAAACAACACUAACACUAUUGCCAGUGAGAAUGUGAGCCAUUGUGUUAACAGUAACAAUGAAAGGAUUGUACAGAAGGGAAAUGGAGCGAGUUCAGGGGCAAUGUCAGGGUAUGAGCAGUUCAGGGACCAGAGGAUCAAAGAGAACAAGGAAAGAAUGCAGAAGUUGGGUCUUCUUGACCUUUCUCUUAAGCUCAAGGCACAGCUAGGCCGACCUAAGAAAACCCCAGGAAUUGUUUCUUCUGAAAAGAAACCCCAUACCCCUUUGCCUGUCUCUGCUUCCCCAAGACGCUCCUCCAGGUUGAAAAUCAUGGAUCCAAUUAAUUACAUGGAGAUACGGCCUACGAGAAAGAAGGAGACCUCUAUGGAUGUAGAGAUUCAAUUACGAGAAGGUUCACAGCCAGAAAUAUACACAGAAGAAGAUGAUAAUCUUUUGGGUGACCAUAAGACUACCUGGACUCUGAAUGUGGACGGAUGUGGCAAGGAUGGGAGGCGCGUCUAUGAUCCAGAGAUGGGAGAAACAUGCCAUCAAUGCAGGCAGAAAACUCUUGGUCUCCAUACCCAUUGCAGCAAAUGCAACUUGGUCCAGGGACAGUUUUGUGGAGAUUGCUUAUUCAUGAGAUAUGGAGAGAAUGUGAUUGAAGUCAACCAAAAUCCAAAUUGGAUUUGCCCUGUUUGUCGAGGAAUUUGUAACUGUAGUCUUUGCCGGCAUGCAAAAGGAUGGGCACCAACUGGGAAUCUCUAUCGAAAGGUUAUAAGGCUUGGCUUUAAAUCAGUUGCACACUAUCUCAUUCAAACACGUCGAGCUCAAACACACUCGGAAGACUCUGGUGCUGAAAGUUUGGUCUCUGAAGAGGGAGAACUGUCCUCAGCAGAUGAAGGAUCACGACCUGUCACCUGCAACAAAUCUGUAAAUGCAGAUGAGCACCGCCUUUCAAACAUAAUUGAAGUCCCCAUUCUUAAUGAAUGUCACAAUCCUCAUCCUGAUGGCUAUGAAGAAGAGGAAAAGCAAGUGAACAGCUCUGAUGGUAGCAGUGAUGGAUAUGAGGAUGCUGAUGGUGAUAACACUGCCAAUAAUGAUAACAAGUUGAAGGAAAAGAACGAAACCCUUGUGGUGCAGGAAGUUGGCGAUUCAAAGAUAUAGAUUGUCUCAAGAUAUAAGUGGAAUCAGCUUUUGUGCCAGUGUAGUUACUACUAGAAGACCUAGCAGAAUGAAACUUCUCCUUUUGAAGAUGAAAUUCCUAUGGCUUUGUAUACAAAGGAAGCAGUAUGUAUACAUUUUUGUGAACUUUCUAGCUUUUGUUGACAGAUUUGGCAAAUCUGUAACCUUUUGUUUGAACAUUUGGAAUGGUGAUGCUAUGCUGCGUAAGUGCGUAUUAGCAUCUCAUUCUGUGCAAGUAUAUCUUCUGCCAGUGAUGGUCUACCAAGUGCUGCUAAUGGAAAUGAAUUCAUAUCCUUACUGUAG